This is a messenger RNA of Gorilla gorilla gorilla (western lowland gorilla), 8745 nucleotides long. RefSeq lists its product as uncharacterized. NCBI's taxonomy places the organism in Eukaryota, Metazoa, Chordata, Mammalia, Primates, Hominidae. The record is from RefSeq and is a predicted model, not a curated record. The coding region runs from base 629 to 2326 and encodes 565 amino acids. The transcript is spliced from 2 exons.
GUGUGGGGAGGUAGGGCUCUGUCUGUGUGGAGGCGGAGCUGUGUGUGUGUGGAGGCGGGGCUGCGUGUGUUUGCGGAGGCAGGGCUGUGUGUAUGUGUGGAGGUUGGGCUGUGUGUGCGUGUGUGGAGGUUGGGCUGUGUGUGUGUGUGGAGGCGGGGCUGUGUGUGUAGAGGCAGGGCUGUGUGUGUGGAGGCGGGGCUGUGUGUGGAGGCGGGGCUAUGUGUGUGUGGUGGUGGGGCUGUGUGGGUGUGUGUGUGGAGGCAGGGCUGUGUGGGUGUGUGUGUGGAAGUGGGGCUGUGUGUGUGUGUGGAGACUGGGCUGUGUGUGUGUGUGGAGGCUGGGCUGUGUGUGUCUGUGGCAGCGGGGCUGUAUGUAUGUGUGUGUGUGGCAGCGGGGCUGUGUGUGUGUGGGGGGACGUGGUGGGGCACUGUGUGUGUGUGUGGCAGCACGGCUGUGUUAUGUGUGUGUGCGUGUGGCAGUGGGGCUGUGUGGGUGUAUCUGAGUGUGUGUGGUGGUGGGGCUGUGUGUGGGGGAGGUGGAGAAGCUCUGUGUGUGAAAUAAUGUUCCUAAUGCACGCUGGCUACCAGUGUCAUGGUCAGCAGGGAACCAGCUUCUGCUUGCUGACCACAUGUGCCACUACACGUUGAGACAGGGAUGUGUGGUGCUGUGUGGCUGUGUGGAGGUGUGGAUGCUGUGUGGAGGUGUGGAUGCUAUGUGGAGGUGUGGAUUGUGGAGGUAUGGAUGCUUUGUGGAGGUGUGGAUGUGUGGAGGUGUGGAUGCUCUGUGGAUGCACUGUGCAGGUGUGGAUGCUGUGUGGAGAUGUGGAUGCUGUGUGGAUGUGUCAAUGUGUGGAGGUGUGGAUGUAUGGAGGUGUGGAUGCCAUGUGGAGGUGUGGAUGUGUGGAGGUAUGGAUGCUGUGUGGAGGUGUGGAUGCUGUGUGAAGGUGUCGAUGCUGUCUGGAGGUGUGGAUGUGUGGAAGUGUGGAUGCUGUAUAGAGCUGUGGAUGCUGUGUGGAGGUGUGGAUGAUGUCUUGAUGCUGUAUGGAUGCCGUCUGGAUGCUGUGUGGAGGUGUGGAUGCUGUGUGGAUAUGUGGAUGUGUGGAGGUGUGGAUGCUGUGUGGAGGUGUGGAUGCUAUAUGGAUGCGUGGAUGUGUGGAUGUGUGGAGGUGUGGAUGCUGGGUGGAUGCUGUGUGGAGGUGUGGAUGCCGUGUGGAUUCUAUGUGGCUGCCGUGUGGAUGCUGUGUGGAGGUGUGGAUGCUGUAUGGAGGUGUGGAUGCCGUGUGGAGGUGUGGAUGCUGUAUGGAGGUGAGGAUGCCGUGUGGAUGCUGUGUGGAUGCCGUGUGGGUGCUGUGUGGAGGUGUGGAUACUGUUUGCAGGUGUGGAUGCUGUGUGGAGGUGUGCAUGCUGUGUGGAAGUGUGGAUGCUGUGUGGAUGCUGUGUGGAUGCUGUGUGGAGGCAUGGAUGGUGUGUGGAGGUGUGGAUGCCGUGUGGAGGUGUGGAUGUGUGGAGGUGUGGAUGCUGUGUGGAGGUGUGGAUGUGUGGAGGUGUGGAUGCUGUGUGGAGGUGUGGAUGUGUGGAGGUGUGGAUGCUGUGUGGAGUUGUGGAUGUCUGGAGGUGUGGAUGCUGUGUGGGGGUGUGGAUGCUCUGUGGAUGCUGUGUGGAGGUGUGGAUGCUGCUUGGAGGUGUGGAUGCUGUGUGGAGGUGUGGAUGCUAUGUGGAAGAGUGGAUGCUGUAUGGAAGAGUGGAUGCUGUGUGGAGGUUUCGAUGAUGUGUGGAGGUGUGGAUGCUGUGUGGGGGUGUGCAUUUGUGGAGGUGUGGAUGCUGUGUGGAGGUGUGGAUAUGUGAAGGUAUGGAUGCUGUGUAGAUGUGUGGAUGCUGUGUGGAGGUGUGGAUGCAGUGUGGAGGUGUGGAUGUUGUGUAGAAGUGUGGAUACUGUGUGGAGGUGUGGAUGCUGUGUGGAGGUGUGGAUGCUGUGUAGAUGUGUGGAUGCUGCAUGGAUGCUGUGUGGAGGUGUGGAUACAGUGUGGAGGUGUGGAUGUUGUGUAGAAGUGUGGAUGCUGUGUGGAUGCUGUGUGGAGGUGUGGAUGCUGUGUGGAUGCUGUGUGGAGGUGUGGAUGCUGUGUGGAUGCUGUGUGGAGGUGUGGAUGCUGUGUGGAUGUGUGGAUGCUGUGUGGAUGUGUGGAUGCUGUAUGGAUGCUGUGUGGAUGCUGUUUGGUGGUGUGGAUGCUGUGUGGAUGCUCUGUGGAUGCCAUGUGGAUGCUGUGUGGAGGUGUGGAUGCUGUAUGGAAGUGUGGAUGCUGUGUGGAUGUUGUGUGGAUGCCAUGUGAGUGCUGUGUGGAGGUGUGGAUGCUGUGUGGAUGUGUGGAGUUCUGGAUGCUGUGUGGAUGCCGUGUGGAUGCUGUGUGGAUGUGUGAAUGUGGGGAUUUGUGGAUGCUGUGUGGAGAUGUGCAUGCUGUGUGGCUGCUGUAUGGAUGCUGUGUGGAGGUGUGGAUGAUGUGUGGAUGUGUGGAUGCUGUGUGGAUGCUGUGUGGAUGCUGUGUGGAGGUGGGGAUGCUGUGUGGAUGCUCUGUGGAUGCUCUGUGGAGGUGUGGAUGUUGUAUGGAGGUGUGGAUGCUGUUUGGGUGCCGUGUGAAUGCCGUGUGGAUGCUGUGUGGAGGUGUGCAUGCUGUAUGGAGGUGUGGAUGCUGUGCGGAUGCUGUGUGAAUGCUGUGUGGAGGCGUGGAUGCUGUGUGGAGGUGUGAAUGCUGUGUGGAGGUGUGGAUGCUGUGUGGAGGUGUGGAUGCUCUGUGGAGGUGUGGAUGCUGUGUGGAUGUGUGGAGGUGUGGAUGCUGGGUGGAUGUGUGAAUGUGUGGAGGUGUGGACGCUGUGUGGAGGUGUGGAUGCUGUGUGGAGGUGUGGAUGCUGUGUGGAGGUGUGGAUGCUCUGUGGAGGUGUGGAUGCUGUGUGGAUGUGUGGAGGUGUGGAUGCUGGGUGGAUGUGUGAAUGUGUGGAGGUGUGGACGCUGUGUGGAGGUGUGGAUGCUGUGUGGAGGUGUGGAUGCUGUUUGGAGGUAUGGAUGUGUGGAGGUGUGGAUGGUGUGUGGAGGUGUGGAUGCUGUGUGGAUGAUGUGUUGGUGCAGUGUGGAUGCGGUGUGGAGGUGUGGAUGCUGUAUGGAGGUGUGGAUAUCUGGAGGUUUGGAUGUUGUGUAGAUGUGUGGAUGUGUGGAGGUGUGGAUGUUGUGUGGAUACUGUGUGGAUUCUGUAUGGAUGUCUGAAUGUGGGGAGGUCUGGAUGCUGUGUGGAGGUGUGGAUGCUGUGCGGAGGUGUGGAUACUGUGUGGAGGUUUCGAUGAUGUGUGGAGGUGUGUAUGUGUUGAUGUGUGGAGGUGUGGAUGCUGCGUGGACGUGUGGAUUCUGUGUGGAGGUGUGGAUGCUGUGUGGAGGUGUGGAUGCUGUGUGGAGGUGUGGAUGUGUGGAGGUGUGGAGGCUGUGCGGAGGUGUGGAGGCUGUGCGGAGGUGUGGAUACUGUGUGAAGGUUUGGAUGAUGUGUGGAUGUGCGGAUGUGUGGCUGUGUGGCGUUCUGGAUGCUGUAUGGACGUGUGGAUGCAGUGUGGAGGUGUGGAUGCUGUGUGGAGGUGUGGAUGUGUGGAGGUGUGGAUGUUGUGUGGCAGUAUGGAUGCUGUGUGGAUGCUGUGUGGAUGCUGUGUGGAGGUGUGGAUGCUGCGUGGAUGCUGUGUGGAUGCUGUGUGGAAGUUUGGAUGCAGUGUGGAGGAGUGAAUGCUGUGUGGAAGUGUGGGUGCUGUGUGGAGGUGUGGAUGCUGUGUGGAGGUGUGGAUGCUGUGUGGAGGUGUGGAUGUUGUGUGGAGGUGUGGAUGCUGUGUCGAGGUGUGGAGGCUGUGUGGACUUGUGGAUGCUGUGUGGAGGUGUGGAUGCUCUGUGAAGGUGUGGAGGCUGUGUGGAGGUGUUGAUGCUUUGUGGAGGUGUGGAUGCUGUGUGAAGGUGUGGAUGUGUGGAGUUGUGGAUGCUGUGUGGAUGUGUGGAUGCCGUGUGGAUGCUGUGUGGAUGCCAUGUGAAUGCCGUGUGGAUGCCGUGUGGAUUCUCUGUGGAGGUGUGGAUGCUGUGUGGAGGUGGGGCUGCUGUGUGGAUGCUGUGUGGAUGCCGUGUGGAUGUGGUAUGGAGGUGUGGAUGAUGUGUGGAUGCUGUGUCGAUGAUGUUUGGAUGCUAUGUGGAUGCCAUGUGAAUGCUUUGUGGAGGUGUGGAUGCUGUAUGGAGGUGUGGAUGCUGUGUGGAUGCCAUGUGGAUGCUCUGUGGAGGUGUGCAUGCUGUGUGGAGGUUUGGAUGCUGUGUGGAGGUGUGGAUUCUGUGUGGAUGCUAUGUGGAUGCCAUGUGGAUGCUCUGUGGAGGUGUAGAUGCUGUUUGGAGGUGUGGAUGCUGUGUGGAGGUGUGGAUGCUGUGUGGAGGUGUGGAUGCUGUGUGGAAGUGUGGAUGGUGUGUGAAUGCUGUAUGGAUUCUCUGUGGAUGCUGUGUGGAUGCUCUGUGGAGGUGUGGAUGCUGUGUGGAGGUGUGGAUGCUGUAUGGAGGUGUGGAUGCUGUGUGCAGGUGUGGAUGCUCUGUGGAGCUGUAGAUGCUAUGUGGAUGCUGUGUAGGUGCUGUGUGGAGGUCUGGAUGCUGUUUGGAGGUUUCGAUGCUGUGUGGAGGUGUGGAUGCUGUGUGGAAGUGUGGAUGCUGUCUGGAGGUGUGGAUGUGUGGAGUUGUAGAUGGUGUGUGGAGGUGAGGAUGUGUAGAUCCUGUGGAGAGGAGUGGAGGUGUGGAUGCUGUGUGGAUUCCGUGUGGAUGCUGCGUAGAGGUGUGAAUGCAGUGUGGAUGCUGUGUGGAGGUACGGAUGCUCUAUGGAAGUGUGGAUGCUGUGUGGAUGCUGUGUGGAUGCCGUGUGGGUGCAGUGUGGAGGUGUGGAUGCUGUGUGCAUGUGUGAAUAUGUGGAGGUGUUGAUGCUGUGUGGAUGUGUGGAUGCUGUGUGGAUGUGUGGAUGCUGUGUGGAUGCUGUGUAGAUGCCGUGUGGAUGCUGUGUGGAUGUGUGAAUGUGGGGAGGUGUGGAUACUGUGUGGAGGUGUGGAUGCUGUGUGGAGGUGUGGAUGCCGUGUGGAUGCUGUGUGGAUGCUGUGUGGAGGUGUGGAUGCUGUGUGGAUGUGUGGAUGCUGUGUGGAUGCUGUGUGGAUGCUGUGUGGAUGUGUGCAAUCUGUGUGGAUGCUGUGCGGAUGCCGUGUGGAUGCUAUGUGGCAGUGUGGAUGAUGUAUGGAGGUGUGGAUGCUAUGUGGCGGUGUGGAUGAUGUAUGGAGGUGUGGAUGCUGUGUGAAUGCCGUGUGGAUGCUGUGUGGAGGUGUGGAUGCUGUAUGGAGGUAUGGAUUCUGUUUGGAUGCCGUGUGGAUGCUGUGUGGAGGUGUGGAUGCUGUGUGGAUGCUUUGAGGAUGUUUGGAUGCUGUGUGGAGGUAUGGAUGCUGUGUGGAUACUGUGUGGAAGUGUGGAUGCUGUGUGGAGGUGUGGAUGCUGUGUGGAGCUGUGGAUGCUGUGUGGAGGUGUGGAUGUCGUGUGGAGGUGUGGAUGCUGUGUGGAAGUGUGGAUGCUGUGUGGAGGUGUGUAUGUGUGGAGGUGUGUGUGUGUGGAGGUGUGGAUGUGUGGAUGUGUGGAGGUGUUGGUGUGUGGAUCCUGUGGGGAGGAAAGGAGGUGUGGAUGCUGCACCUGGGCAUUGGUAUGCCUUGCUCUAGUUCCAACCGUCCCCUGGGAAGACAUAAGGUUCUUUUUUUUUUUUGACACAGAGUCUCUCUCUUUUGCCCAGGCUGGAGUGCAGUGGCAUGUUCUUGGCUCACUGCAAGCUCCGUCUUCUGGGUUCAUGCCAUUUUCCUGUCUCAGCUUUCCCAAGUAGCUGGGACUACAGGCGCCCGUCACUACGCCUCGCUAAUUUUUUGUAUUUUCAGUAGAGACGGGGUUUCACCUUGUUAGCCAGGAUGGUCUCGAUCUCCUGACCUCAUGAUCCGCCCGCCUCAGCCUUCCAAAGUGCUGGGAUUACAGGCUUGAGCCACCGCGCCCGGCCAACAUAGGUUCUUGAUGUUUCCAUGGGGUCUGUCACCCAGAGGGCAAGGACCUCUUUUGGGCCCACAGGCAUGGCCAGCUCUGCCUGGGGCUGCACAGGUGGAAGUGGCUGGAGCCCUGGCAGCGCAGCCUACAGCUGGGGAGCACUAGCCUAGUGCUGACCGGCCCUGGUUCCUUCUCCCUCGUCCCGCUGGUGGGACGUGGCACAUAAGACGCCUUGUGAAUGCCUCAGAUCCCCUCUCCCCACCCGCUCUCCCCUCACACGCUGGGAAAGGAGAAGGUGCCCAGGUGUGGGCAGCACAUGUCUUGGCAGAGGGUGGGCUGGGCUCCCUGCUGCCUCUGCUGGGCUGGGUGCCUCUGUUGUCUGCCUGCUCAGUAUCCCUCCUGCCUUCCUCCCUCAUGGCCCUGUCAUUUCCUUUCCUCAGAGAGCUCUUCCCUUUGUCAGUCCUUGGUUUGGGGGUGGGAAGACCUCUCCCUCCCUCUGGGGAUGGACACCUGCCGCAGCCCUGACCAUCAUUACAGUGAGUGGUUCAGGAAAGAGACUACAUGCAGGCCAGUGAGGAGCAGGCUCAGGGCUUCGCCGGCACUAUUGGGAAGGGGUGGUCCACCAGGUGCUUCUGGUGUCACCCAAGUGGAAGGCCUGCCUGAAGGGGGAAUUAGAACUGAGAGGCGGAGCGAGACUCCAGGUGUGAUCUCAAUACCUGGGGUUGGAUCCAGCCACACCAAGAGUGUGACUCCUGGACAGCUAAGUUAUCUGAGCCAACACAUCCCCCUUUUUGCUAAAGGUAGUUUGUGUUCGGUUUCUAGCAUUUGCUAUGGAGAAGCCCACGGGGACUGGACACAGGCUGUUCUACGCUGUCUCACCUGACUCUCAGUUCCUUGCUCUGUAAAAUGGGGAUAACGAUAACAUCUAUGUUUCACAAGGUUGCUUAAAGCUUAAAUGUAAAAUACACCAACCACAGAAAUGUUGGUUCCCCAUCACCUUAGGUGGUGUGUAAGCCAAGAGCAUCUUCCUAAGUUCUCCUUCCUCAUCUCCAGAGAGCUGCCAGAGCACCUGCUGUGAAGAGGGAAUUACUGCCAAGAGAGAAGGGGUCUCACUAUGUUACCCAGGCUGGUCUUGAACUCCUGAGCUCAAGUGGUCCACCCGCCUUGGCCUCCCAAAGUGCUUGGAUUACAGGUGUGACCCUCUGUACCUGGCCUAAAUGUGGUUAAUUCUUAAGGGAAAGCAAAGGAAUGAUGAAUUUAGAAAAAUGGUGUGGUAGAUUGAAAAGCAGUUGGCUGUAUUUGGCAGUGACUCCCAUCAAAAGAUGGAGUCUGUUUUUCUACUGCUUGAAUGUGGGCAUGGAUGUGGGAUGUGCUUUGCCCAAUGGGACAUUAGCAAGUGUAACAUGAGCAGAAGCUUGAAAAGCAUUUGUGUGCUAUGGUUGCCCUCUCCUGCUGCUAGGAGCCCUUAGACUACCAUGUGAGAAAGGCUGUACUAGUCUGUAGGAGAGACCAUGAGGAAAACCGAGGUGCACUGGCCAAUAACCUGCCAACUGCCAGGUGUGUGAGUGAAGCUAUCUUAGAAGAGCUGCAAGCUGCCUGAAGGCACAUUUGAGAGCCCAGGUGAGACCAGUAGAAGAAAUGGACUGAGUCCAGUCCAAAUUGCUGACCUACAGACUCAAGGACUAAACACUGAUUAUUUUCUUAAACCAUUAAGUUUUGGGGUGGUUUGUUAUUUAGCAUUAGGUAAUUAAUAAGGUGUUUGGGGCGGAGCAAGAAGGAUUGAUGAGGGAGAGCCAUGCAGGGAGCCCAAAUGGAACUGGAGAUUAUCGAUUUCCAACGGUUUCAGGGGAGUUGAUCUCAUUAUUCUUUAUUACACACACACACACGUACACAUAUGUGCGCGCGCACACACACACAUUAUACAGGUUCAUUUGCAUGCAUUAGGUAUUUUUAAAUGUUUAAAAGAGAGAGAGAUCCCUGGAGAAACUGAUGGAAGUUUACUGUGGGAGAAAUGAGCCUCUUCUUGGCCGUAUGGGAUGGGAAGGAUGUUGUCUUAAUCCAUUUUCUGUUGCUUAUAACAGAAUACCUGAAACUGGAUAAUGUAUAAAGCAAAGGAAUUUAUUUCUUACAGUUAUGGAGGCUGAGAAGUCCAAGGUCAAGGGUCCACAGCUAGUGAGGGCCUUCUUGCUGGUGGGGACUCUCUAGAGAGUCCCGAGACGGCAUAGGGUGUGACGUGGUGAGGGAAUUGAGUGUGCUCAUGUUCUAGCUCAGGUAUCUCUUCCUUUUCUUAUAAAGCCACUAUUUCCACUCCCAUGAUACCCAUUAAUCCAUUCACCUAUUAAUCCAUUAAUGCAUGAGUGGGUUAAUCCAUUCAUGUGGGAAGAGCCUUCAUGAUCCAAUCAUCUCCUAAAGGCCCCGUCUCACAGUACUGCCACAACGGGGAUUGAGUUUUCACAUGGGUUUUGGAGGGGAGAGUCAAACCAUAGCAGAUGUCAUCUGUGCUAUCAUACAAUUUUGUUAGAAAAAAUUGUAACAUAUAUGUGACAUUGGUGAUCUUCAGAAGCUCACCAGGAGAGUGAUGACUAUACAAAAGGUGGACUGUAGUCAGAGAGGCUGUCAGAUUUUACUAUUAAAUAGCAAUUAAAAUAAUCUGGCCGAUUAUUUACCCCGUCCCACCCUCAAGCUACUGACCUCUCA